AGUUAACACAACAGGAUGAAUUUUCACUUCCUCUCUAUUAUUGUCUCCACCCUCUUCUUCUGGAGUUUUAUAGAAGCACAGAGGUCAUUUAGUGUUUGUUUUCAGUCUGUUGUAAUAGGGACCGCUGCAAUGAUUUUCGACCUGAACUCCGUGAGCCUGGCUUUGGUUCUGGGUUUGAUCUUUCUGGUUCUGUUUGAGAUGAUGAGGAUUCAUUUCACCAGAGCCCGAACUCCACCUGGACCCAGACCUUUUCCUUUUGUAGGAACGUUACCAUAUGUUUUAAAGGAUCCAAUGGGAUCUAUCAGAUCACUACGUCAAUAUGGAGAAAUGUCUACCGUGUACAUGGGAAGACAACCCAUAAUAAUCUUAAAUACACUUCAGAUCUCCAAGGAAGCCCUGGUCCAAGAGGCUUCAACUUUUUCUGGAAGACCAUAUUUACCUCUUAUGGAAUGGUUUUCUAAAAAUCUCGGUAUUGUAAUGGCACCGUUCGGUCACUCGUGGAGACAGCAGAGAAGGUUUGCUCUCCACACGCUCAGAGACUUCGGCCUGGGAAAGAAAUCUGUGGAAGAGCGUGUGUUAGAUGAAUCCCGAUACCUGGUUACUGAGAUGCUCAAAGAUGAAGGAAGGGCAUUUGACCCAGAGCACGCCUUACAGAAUGCAGUUUCUAAUAUAAUCUGCUCCAUCGUGUUUGGAGAUCGCUUUGAAUAUGAUAACAAACGCUUUGCACACCUUCUGAAAAUCCUUAAUGAGAGCAUCAUACUAUCAGGGUCUGCUAUAGCGCGGAUGGUCGACUUACUUCCCUUCCUCAUGCACUGCCCUGGACCUCACCAGAAGAUCCGUCAGAACACCACUGAGUUACGGGAUUUCAUCCGCGAGGAAGUUAAAAAACACAGACAAACUUUAGAUCCGGAGAACCCACGAGACUUCAUUGAUGCCUACCUGUUAGAGAUAGAGAAACAAAAGUCACAUGAGGACUCGACGUUUCAUGAGGAGAACUUGCUUAUGUCAACAAUCGAUCUCUUUUUCGCUGGAACCGACACAACAUCCACCACCAUCAGAUGGGGACUCAUCUUCUUGAUGGAAAACCCAGAUGUGCAAGAGCGAUGUCAUAAGGAGAUUGUUCAGGUGUUGGGUUAUGAUCGUCUGCCCAGCAUGGAUGACCGUGACAAACUUCCAUACACAUACGCCACUGUUCAUGAGAUUCAACGCUAUGCUAACAUCGCACCGCUUGGUGUAGUUCAUGCAACCACACAGCCAACCAAACUAAGAGGAUAUGACAUUCCCAAGGGAACUAUCAUCAUGACAAACUUAACAGCAAUUUUCAGUGAUAAGGAGCACUGGAAAUGUCCGGACACUUUCAAUCCAGAGAAUUUCUUGGAUGAGAACGGACAUUUCUACAAACCUGAGGCGUUCAUCCCUUUCUCAAUGGGUCCGAGGGUUUGUCUUGGAGAGACCCUUGCAAAGAUGGAGCUUUUCCUUUACUUUGUGUGUCUCCUACAGCAAAUUAAUUUCUCCUGGCCACCAAACUCACAGCAUCCAGAUAUGGAUGGUAUCGUAAGUUCAUUGAGACACCCUCACCCCUUUAAAAUCAUCUGCCGUAGCAGAGAUGCCAAAGAUUGAUCGUCAGUGACCCGACCCAACACGCCAACAAAUAGCCAGUGGGCGAAUUGUAAAAAAAAAACAAUCAUUGGGGAGGACUCACACAAUAACAAAAUCCAUUUUUUUUAAUUAAAUUAUAUAAUUGAUUAAAUUAAUUUUGAGUUGAGUAUGAUGCCAUUUUAAUAUUUAAAGUCUUUUGUUUAUCAAGACUGUAUUUAAGCUAUUUAAUAAAAAACAUUAUUGUAAAUUACUAUUGCAAAUUACAACAAUUGUGUUCAAUCUAAAAAAAAUGUCUAAAUGUAAUUUAUUCCUUGCAAAAAGUUGAAUGUUCAUCAGCAUCAUUGCGCGAGUCUUCAGUGUCACAUGAUCUUUCUGAAUUCUAAUAUGCUGAUUUGCUGCUCAGGUAAUAUUUAUUAUUAUUAAUGUUAAACACAGCUGUUUAAAAUACAGAAAUGUAAUAAUUAAAUGUAAAAUAACGCUAAAUAGUAUUUACUGUAUGAAUUAAAUGUAAAUUAAUCUUU
Molecule: messenger RNA, 2120 nt
Organism: Misgurnus anguillicaudatus (oriental weatherfish)
Lineage: Eukaryota; Metazoa; Chordata; Actinopteri; Cypriniformes; Cobitidae
Source: RefSeq, a predicted model, not a curated record